Molecule: messenger RNA, 2252 nt
Organism: Drosophila gunungcola (fruit fly)
Lineage: Eukaryota; Metazoa; Arthropoda; Insecta; Diptera; Drosophilidae
Product: sodium-dependent nutrient amino acid transporter 1
Biological process (GO): sodium ion transmembrane transport
Cellular component (GO): membrane
Molecular function (GO): L-amino acid transmembrane transporter activity
Source: RefSeq, a predicted model, not a curated record
AAUAAAAGUAAGCUAGUGGCCGCGACAGUGAUCAUUCAAAGGGAAAUAAGGCCAAAGAUGCUACACAUUCCCGAACACCUGGCCACAUAUUCCUAAAAAAUAGAUAAAACCGGCAGAAAGUGGAGCGAAACUGCAGCAUGGAAACCACAAGCAACAACAAUGACAAUGGGUACAUGAACCAGGCGUUUGUGGGUUCACUGAACGCCUCAACCAUAUCGAUACCAGGGGCCUACAAGCCCAAUGAUCCCGCGAAUGGCAAGAAGCCCACUCCGGCUGGCUCUUCAGGAUUAGGAGCUGCGCCAGGACCUGCAGAUGACCAGCCGGGAGUGGAGGCGGGUCAGCAGGGCAAGCAGCGCGCCAGCUGGAACAACGACAUCGAGUUCCUCAUGUCCUGCAUCGCCCUCAGUGUGGGUCUCGGCAACGUCUGGCGAUUCCCCUUCACGGCGCUGGAGAACGGCGGCGGCGCCUUCGUGAUCCCCUACCUCAUUGUCCUGGUCCUGGUGGGCAAGCCCGUGUACUACCUGGAAAUGCUGCUGGGCCAGUUCUCCAGUCGCGGCAGUGUGAAGGUCUACGACUUCUCGCCCAUCAUGAGAGGCAUUGGAUAUGGCCAGGUGCUGGCCACUGGUAUCGUGACCACCUACUACGCCACGCUAAUGGCCCUGACGCUCCGCUACUUCGUGGACUCGUUCUACCCGACCUUGCCGUGGAGCUACUGCCGAGCGGAAUGGGGUCCUGACUGCCUGGACUCGGGUCCGCAGGAGGCCGUGGCACUAGGUGCCAUACUCGAGAGCACGGGAGUGCGCAAGACCUCGGCGGAGUUCUACUUCAUCAACAUCGUUCUGCGCGAGAAGGCGAGCAUCGAUGACGGCAUCGGGUAUCCCAGCUGGAGUCUGGCCCUGGCUUUGGCCGUGGCCUGGGUCAUCAUAGCCGGGAUCAUGUUCAAGGGGGUGAAGAGUUCCGGCAAGGCCUCCUACUUCCUGGCCCUCUUCCCGUACGUGGUGAUGUUCGUGCUGCUGGUCAGAGCACUCAGCCUGCCGGGCGCCUUCGACGGGGUGCUCUACUUCCUGCGGCCGCAGUGGCACAAGCUCCUGGAGCCGCAGGUGUGGUAUGCGGCCGUCACCCAGGUGUUCUUCUCGCUGGCCAUCUGCUUCGGCAACAUCAUCAUGUACGCCUCCUACAACCGCUUCGGCCACAACAUUUACAGGGAUGCCAAUAUCGUGACCACGCUGGACACCUUCACUUCACUGCUGUCCGGCGUGAUUAUCUUCGGGAUUCUGGGCAACCUGGCGCACGAGAACAACACCAGCGACAUCGCCAGCGUGGUGAAGGGCGGUCCGGGGCUGGCCUUCAUCUCGUACCCCGACGCCAUUGCCAAGUUCAAGUUCCUGCCGCAGCUCUUCUCCGUGCUCUUCUUCCUCAUGCUCUUCGUGCUGGGCAUCGGUAGCAACGUGGGCAUGGCCUCCUGCCUGUCCACGGUGAUCAAGGACCAGUUCGGGCACCUGCGCAACUGGACGAUAGUGGUGGGCAUAGCCGUGGUGGGCUACCUGCUGGGCCUGCUCUACCUCACGCCGGGCGGACAGUUCGUGCUCAACCUGCUGGACUACUUCGGGGUGACCUUCGUGGCUCUGGUGCUGGCCAUCUUCGAGCUGGUGGCCAUCGCCUGGGUGUACGGCGUGAAGCGGCUCUGCCGGGACGUCGAGUUCAUGAUUGGCAUCAAGACGUCGCUGUACUACCGCAUCUGCUGGGCGGUGGUCACGCCGCUGCUGAUGCUCACCAUCCUCGUCUACACGCUGGUGCUGUAUGAGCCGCUCAAGUACAAUGACUACACCUACCAAUCGGGAGUGUACGUUUUUGGCUGGUGCCUGACUGCCUUCGGCGUGGGUCAGGUGCUGUUCUGGGCCAUUCCCGCCGUGCGGCAACAGCCCGCGCACUUGGGCCUCUGGGCCCGCGUCCGCAAGGCCUUUGAGCCGCUGCCCAGCUGGGGACCCGCCGACCCACAGACCCUCAAGCGGUACCAGCUGUUCGUCCAGGAGGGCAACGCCAGCGCCAUGUUCCAGCGCAGCAGUAUCUGGCACAGAAUCUGCGACAAUAUCUUCGGCUAGCUUUGAAUUAGCAGUAAAACUAUAUACCAUUUAAGUCGCUUUACGAGAGGAACCCUUUUUUAGCAAUAAAAAUCAGUCCCAGCCCCGGGCUUUAGUGCCAAAUUAAAUGGCAGUUGGAGUUGCCCUCGGGGCGAUCGUAGCAAAUACAAA